AGGGCCCAUUUAUUCCAAGGUGGAGCGGUGGGAGUAUUUCUACCCGAAACCUAGAGAAUAGAGAUCUCCGAAUGGGAAGCGAAGAGGAGAUUCCGGUGGUUGUGAUCACGGGAUGCUCCCAGGGAGGGAUAGGCCACGCGCUCGCGCGUGCCUUCUCCGAGAAAGGUUGCAGGGUGGUGGCGACGAGCCGAUCGCGGCGGACGAUGGCGGACCUCGACCAGGAUCCGAGGUUCUUCGUCCAGGAGAUGGAUGUCCAGUCUGAGCAGAGCGUGAGUAAGGUUCUGUCCGAGGUCAUCGAUAAGUUUGGUCGCAUCGACGUUCUCGUCAACAACGCCGGCGUCCAGUGCGUCGGACCUCUCGCCGAGCUUCCCUUGUCCGCCAUGGAAAACACCUUCAACACCAAUGUGUUUGGUUCCAUGAGGAUGGUCCAAGCUGUUGUUCCUCACAUGGCCUCUAAGAAAAAGGGGAAGAUUGUGAACAUUGGGAGCAUCACAGUUAUGGCGCCAGGGCCUUGGGCUGGAGUCUAUACAGCAUCCAAAGCUGCUCUUCAUGCCCUGAACGACACCUUGAGGUUGGAGCUCAGACACUUUGGAAUAGAUGUCAUAAACGUUGUCCCAGGAGGCAUCAGAUCAAACAUAGCAAACUCCGCUGUAUCGACCUUCAACCGGAUGCCUGAACUGAAACUAUACAAACCUUUCGAGGAGUCUAUCCGGGAAAGGGCGUUCCUGUCACAGAAGAUUAAUCCGACCCCCGCAGAAACAUUCGCCAAAGACACAGUGGCUGUGGUCCUGAAGAAAAAUCCUCCCCCUUGGUUCUCUUCAGGCCGGUACUCUACUGUCAUGGCAGUCAUGCACCAUCUCCCCAUUGGUGUCAAAGAUUUCCUCUUGAAGACCUUCAUGAAAGGUUAGACAAAACUUGCACUUCAACUUGUUGAGAUACGAUGAACAAAACCAGGUUAUAUGUUAACCGAGAACCAUUGUGAAGAUUUCUCUCCUGUUCCAAUGUACUUUUGAAUAAGUUGUUUCCUGACAAUACAAAACGAAUAGACCA
Molecule: messenger RNA, 1050 nt
Organism: Tarenaya hassleriana
Lineage: Eukaryota; Viridiplantae; Streptophyta; Magnoliopsida; Brassicales; Cleomaceae
Product: NADPH-dependent 1-acyldihydroxyacetone phosphate reductase
Exons: 3
Coding region: 72-908 (278 amino acids)
Cellular component (GO): endoplasmic reticulum
Molecular function (GO): oxidoreductase activity
Source: RefSeq, a predicted model, not a curated record